Messenger RNA from Mytilus trossulus (common blue mussel), 801 nucleotides. RefSeq lists its product as uncharacterized. The transcript has 7 exons. The record is from RefSeq and is a predicted model, not a curated record. NCBI's taxonomy places the organism in Eukaryota, Metazoa, Mollusca, Bivalvia, Mytilida, Mytilidae. Bases 136 to 801 code for a protein of 221 amino acids.
CAUGGUCACGUUUAUUUAUUGAAAUUUAAUUUGCGGUAUAAAAAGGAAAUACUGUAUGAAUAUGUUCAGGUUUGAAAAUCACAUUGCACGUUUAGGUCAGUAGUUGAAUCUUAGGAUAACAUCAGGUCUUAGAAUAUGAAGUACUUAAUCAAACCAAAAAGCGGUACUGCUAAGGAGAGACUUGGUUCCAGUUUCAAAAGAUUUGGAUCUAUCCAGGUGCUCCUUGGCCUUGGUUGUAUGAUUGUGGGAUUCGUUGCAAUUGGAAUAGACAGAAAGAGCUUAGACGAACCAGUUCAAAGAUAUGAAGCAGAAAAAACCUUAAAUGGGACAAAUGGGACUUCCUUUGACGUGAAAUAUGUUGUUCUUGGACUAGAUGUUAGUGCCGUUGUUUCUGCUCUCUGGGUACUUGUAACUGGAGCAGUGCCAGCUUGUAUGGCAAGGAAUACUGAAUACAAUUUGAUAAAAACGAAAGUGGUUUUUAUGGUAUUUAGCAUCAUUUCAGCAUCAUUGUUUGUACCAAUCAUUUUAGGAGCCGCCGUCGCCAACCACGUGCUCCGAGACGGCCACGUGGGGUUGACAGUUGCUUUAGGCGUGUUAGGUCUUCUAGAAUUCAUUGUUUCCAUUGCAUCAUCCGUCUACUGCUGCGUAUCGCCAUGGGCUGCUUGUAAGCUUGAAAAGAAGGACAAAGAAAAGAAAAAAGAAAAGAAAAACAAAGAAAAUGGUAGCUACGAGAAACAGGUGGACAAGGAAGAACUUCCGGAGUAUAGCCCAGAUUGUAAAAAAGAAAACAUGUUACCUUAA